AGAAACCAACUGUAAACAAUCUGCGCAUAACGGAACAGUGAUUAACGGACUUUUACCCUGCGUGCGCAUCAUUAUUAGAAACAUAAGAUCGCUUGCAAAUCAGUGCACAGGGGACGUACAGAAUUUUAACAACCCUGUUUAUUAUCAAUUGAAACAGCUGAGUUGUGACAUCAUAGUUUAUUGUAAAAUUGGCAGAUGUAGAUCAAAGUAUUCUCGCCCACAAAAUAGUAUUGUAAACAAAAAUCAUAUUUCAAACAACAAAUUGAAACUAUAAAAAGAGUAAAGAUGGAUUUAAAACAAUUAGAGGCGGAGGCACGGCAAGGAGCUUUUAAAGAUAUAAAAAAUAUGUUGCAACGUUCAGGACAGUUGGAAAAAGUGGAUCAAUAUUGUAAUCGAGUUGCACGUAAAAAGGCUUCAUUGGAUGCGCUCCUGAAAACUGGUAUGCAAAAUCAAUUAGAUGGUGUACGUGUUGGUCUUAAACAGUUGGAAGCAUGUUUACAAGAUACACGUGAAGUUAGAAAUCGAAUGGAAGAGGUUGAUAAAUUAUUGCAGCUCGUGCCGGAUAUAUACGAUGCGUUAGAAGUGGUGCGAGAAGAGAACACGAAACAUUCACAAUAUGCAACUGCAAUGGAAAAUCUAAAGCACAUAUUUAAUGUAGAAAGUAGUGUGCAAAAAACUAUGACUUUGAUAGAAGAAGACAAAUUGUUAAAUGCCCAUCAAUGUUUGGCUGACUUAGAAAAUUCCAGAGAUGAUUUGCUCUAUGAAUUGCAUAAACAACCAAAACAACAUGCUUCCGAUAAGAUAACUUUAAAACGUCAUUUUGAAAAAGUUGAGACGGUAUCGCAAGCGCUUGAGAAGAAAUUGCGUCUAAUAUUAAGCCGUACUUUAAAUACCGUUCGGAAAGAACCAACAAUUAUUGUGACUGCUCUUCGAAUAAUCGAAAGAGAAGAGAAAAAUGACCAAUUUGCGUUACAACAACAAAAAGUAACAGGGUUUCUACCACCGGGAAGACCGAAAAAUUGGCGUGCUCUUGCUAUGAAUGUCCUACAAGAGGCUGUCGUAACUCGUAUUGAAGGCUCGAAACUGGAGGAACGUACAGAUAAUAAAAUGUGGUUAGUGCGUGAUUUGGAAAUUUUGCGACAAAUUAUAUUGGAAGAUUUACGCGUUGUUAAAUCGUUAUGCGUACCAUGCUUUCCACCACAUUAUAAUAUUUUUAAUGAAUAUGUCAAAAUGUAUCAUGAGGGACUCUCGGCUUAUCUUGAUAGCAUUGCCAAAUCAGGAUUAGAAGGAAAUGAAUAUGUUUCUAUGCUUUCAUGGGUAAUGAAUACUUAUCCUGGUCCUGAACUAAUGAGACAUGCUGAUUUGGACGUUGACGUGCAAAGGGUUAUUGGACCUUUGUUACGUCCAGAGCAUUUAAAAUCAUUAGAAGGUGAAUAUUUACGAAAUAUGCAGCGAAAUUAUCAAGAUUGGAUGACCAAAACAGCAGAUACUGAAAAACAAGAAUGGUUUUCUGAACAACCUCCUGAUCAGGACGAACAUUAUUAUCAUACUUCAGCGCCAGUCAUAAUCUUUCAAAUGAUAGAUCAACAUUUGCAAGUGACUAAUACCAUACAUGCAGAGCUCACUUUUAAAGCUCUUGUUAUGAGCAUACAACAAGUGGAAGUAUUUGGGCAAAGUUAUUUAAAAAAUGUGAUCGAGCUCAAGGAACAUCAUUUCCGCAAUCGAGAUCAAAUAAAAUACUUCACACAUUAUAUCAUUACAAUUGUGAAUAACAGUCAACAAAUGGUAGAACUAGCACAGCAAAUGAAGCAACUUUACUGGCCCAAAUCACGUACUGAACAUUAUGAAGACUUUGAAAAAUUACUCGCCAUAUUCCAACGUAUACGCGCUCAUGCUGCUAACUAUCUUUUGGAAGAGGCGUUUCUUGAUAUGGAGGGUCAUUUCAAUGAUCUUUUUACUGUGAAAUGGCUUACUAGCAGUAUAUCAGUGGACACUAUAUGCGUAACACUCGAUGACUAUUUUCAAGAUUACAAUCAUUUACGCCCAACAAAUUUUGAAAUGGUGAUAAAUGAGGCACAAAAAAAUUUAGCAAAACGUUAUAUAAAAGCCUUGCUCUCCAAACGAGUGUCCAAACCUAGGCCAGAGUGUGAUCCAAUUACACGUAAAAUAAAUCAAGAAGCUAAAAGAUUUAAGCAAUUUUUUGAAAAAAUCGCUCCUAAUAUAUCUAUGGCAGAUUCUCCAUUAGAUCUAAUACAAACGCUAUCGACAUUACUGGUCUGCGAUAUUGAAUUGUUAGUUUUAGAUUUACACACAAUCUUAGGUAACUAUCCAUCGUUGAGCGAAGAUCAAAUAGUACGUUUGUUCUACAUAAGAAACGAUGUAAAAGCCGCUGAAGUUCGUGGAAAAGUUCAAGAUGCAAUGAAAUCUAAGAAAGCGAUGGUAAGCAUUGCCAAACAGGACUGCAUAUUUAAAGAAAUAGUUUUCAGCGAUAAAUUAUGGUAAUAAGUAAAUGUUUAAUAUAUAUAAAUGUAAAAUUUGUAUUUCAAAGAUUAUUUGGAAUUAU
Molecule: messenger RNA, 2563 nt
Organism: Teleopsis dalmanni
Lineage: Eukaryota; Metazoa; Arthropoda; Insecta; Diptera; Diopsidae
Product: exocyst complex component 3
Exons: 4
Coding region: 286-2502 (738 amino acids)
Biological process (GO): exocytosis; exocyst localization
Cellular component (GO): exocyst
Molecular function (GO): SNARE binding
Source: RefSeq, a predicted model, not a curated record